UGAAACCAAUGAGAGUACAGGGGAUUUCCCCACCCUUCCUCCACGCCAGAGCGAGGCUGCCCUCCACCACCGGCAUUCCCAGUAUGCACCGCGGACGGAGCAGCAGAAAAUAGUCAGCUAACGAAAGGCUGAGAAAAGGGAACUAGAAAAAAGGGGGUAGCUUACCAGCUAAAUCCGCGAUUUAAACUGUAUUUACCGCAACCAGAACUGCUACCAUGGCCGACAGCGAGAAACUGGACAACCAGCGGCUGAAGAAUUUCAAGAAUAAGGGCCGUGAUUUGGAGACUAUGAGAAGACAGAGGACUGAGGUAGUGGUGGAACUCAGAAAGAACAAAAGAGACGAACACCUUCUGAAGAGGAGAAAUGUGCCCCAUGAGGACAUCUGUGAUGACUCUGAUGUCGACGGAGACUUCAGAUCGCAAAACACCUCUCUUGAAGCAAUAGUACAAAAUGCCACCAGUGAUAACCAGGGCGUCCAGCUGAGCGCUGUUCAGGCUGCAAGGAAGUUGUUGUCUAGUGACCGCAACCCUCCCAUAGAUGACCUGAUUAAGUCCGGGAUCCUUCCUAUACUGGUUCACUGCCUGGAUAGAGAUGACAACCCGUCUCUCCAGUUUGAGGCAGCCUGGGCUCUUACCAACAUAGCGUCGGGAACCUCAGAGCAGACCCAAGCCGUGGUCCAGUCAAAUGCUGUGCCACUGUUCCUGAGACUUCUUCACUCUCCUCACCAGAAUGUGUGUGAACAGGCCGUCUGGGCCCUGGGAAACAUCAUAGGUGAUGGCCCUCAGUGCAGAGACUAUGUGAUCAGCUUGGGUGUGGUGAAGCCCCUGCUCUCUUUCAUCAGUCCCUCCAUCCCCAUCACCUUCCUCCGCAAUGUCACCUGGGUCAUGGUCAAUCUGUGCCGCCACAAGGACCCUCCACCACCCAUGGAGACGAUCCAGGAGAUCCUGCCAGCUCUCUGCGUGCUGAUCCACCACACUGAUGUCAGUAUCUUGGUAGACACAGUGUGGGCUCUGUCCUACCUGACGGACGCUGGGAAUGAGCAGAUCCAAAUGGUAAUCGACUCUCGCAUCGUCCCUCAGCUGGUCCCUCUGCUCAGUCACCAGGAGGUCAAAGUUCAGACUGCAGCCCUGAGGGCUGUUGGGAACAUAGUGACUGGCACAGAUGAACAGACCCAGGUUGUGCUCAACUGUGAUGCCCUCAGCCAUUUCCCUGCCCUGCUCACUCACCCAAAGGAGAAAAUCAACAAGGAGGCAGUGUGGUUCCUGUCCAACAUCACAGCAGGCAACCAGCAGCAGGUGCAGGCCGUCAUUGACGCCAAGCUAGUCCCCAUGAUCAUUCAUCUGCUCGACAAGGGUGACUUUGGCACUCAGAAGGAAGCUGCCUGGGCCAUCAGCAACCUGACAAUAAGUGGGAGGAAAGAUCAGGUGGCACAUCUCAUUGAGAAGCAGGUGAUCCCUCCAUUCUGCAACCUGCUGACUGUGAAGGAUGCUCAAGUUGUGCAGGUUGUCCUCGAUGGCCUCAGCAAUAUUCUCAAGAUGGCCGAUGAUGAGGCUGAAACUAUUGCUAACCUCAUUGAGGAAUGUGGAGGUCUGGAAAAGGUGGAGCAACUGCAGAAUCAUGAAAAUGAAGAUAUCUAUAAAUUGGCUUACGAAAUUAUUGAUCAAUUCUUCUCAUCUGAUGAUAUUGAUGAAGACACCAGCCUGGUCCCAGAGGCCAUCCAGGGUGGAACUUACGGCUUUAACUCAGCCAACGUGCCAGCCGAGGGAUUCCAGUUCUAGACGGCAUCUGGGGUAUUCUGGAGUUUUGUUCACGAUGCAGCACUCUGUUCAACAUUAAAAAAAUUAGGAGAGAAAGAGCGAGAGAGAGCGAGAGUGUGAGAAAUUUGAUCCA
Molecule: messenger RNA, 1890 nt
Organism: Xiphias gladius (swordfish)
Lineage: Eukaryota; Metazoa; Chordata; Actinopteri; Istiophoriformes; Xiphiidae
Gene: kpna4
Product: karyopherin alpha 4 (importin alpha 3)
Exons: 17
Coding region: 216-1778 (520 amino acids)
Biological process (GO): NLS-bearing protein import into nucleus
Cellular component (GO): cytoplasm; nucleus; nucleoplasm
Molecular function (GO): protein binding; nuclear import signal receptor activity
Source: RefSeq, a predicted model, not a curated record